AUGGACACUGACAGCUCGAAGACAUCUGAGGACGGUUUGGCGAUCUCCAAUCAAACGCUGCCAGGCUCGGACGUUUCGGAAAGGCUCGACACGAUUAUCGCAAAGUUAAAUCGCCUGGAUGCAAACCACAUGAAGCAACACUGCAAGAUGCAAGACUUGAUAACCCAGAUCGAAGCUUUGAAAUUAGGAGAGAGUGGAAUCCAGGGACCUAUAGAGUAUUGGAAAGAUCAGUACAACAAAGCACAGGAGCAGAUAACGAAACUCGAGGAUCGAUACAAUGAAAUGAUCAAAAGACACUUCCUCAUGAGUGUUGACCUCGGCAAUAAAGAGGGCAUUAUUCAAGGCUUGAAAAAAGACAUCAUUGACAGAAGUCAGGUUGCCCACCCUCGCGAGCAUCAUUCUCAGGAACUAUACCAAGUUGUCGUCGGCAAGGAAGGCCGUGUCAUUGAUGAGCAAGAGUGGUUGGAACUAUCCAGUGGACUCACCGCCGACCACUACAUCGCCCAGUUCCGAGAUGUCUGCGCAUAUACCACAAUCCAGGAAGAGCCUGGUAUCUCUUGUCCCCUAGGAGAGGGAAAGCCUGCCCUCGUCGACUCAGUCGAAGAUUCUAUUUUGACUAUUCAGGAUUGCCUCAGACAGAUCUCGAAUAUGGCGCAUCAGGCAUUCUGCGCUACUGCCGAUCAUACGUGCGUGCCUGCCAGCUACGUACGGGCGUGGAAGGAUGUCUAUCAUAAAGAGGCGCAGAAGCUUCGGGAGGAGAUUGGAAAGAACAAAAAGCUUCAGGCUCUUUAUGAGCAGGCCCUUGCAGAGACUGAUCACCGCAAGCGCGACUCGGCAUUCUUUUACUGCCGCAUGCAAGAGCUGGAGGAGCAGGUGAGCGAAUAUGCAAUCCGGAUCGAAGAGCUGGAGGCGGGAGAGCAGCAGGUGAAGACGACACAAGAUCGACAGCUUUCGGACAUGACGGAAUUAUCUGGUGACCAAAUUCGCGAAGAGGGUGAGAUCGUCGACAUAAGAUCUCAGAAUGGGUCGGUGCUUUCCAAUAAUAACCUUCCAGUGAGCGAUGUUGGGAAAUGCGAUACACGCAAGCGCAAGGCGUCGAACGGCGGAGAGGAAGAUGAAAAUGCGAAGGAAACAGGAAGUAUGGAGAAAAUACCUCGCAAGAAGAGGCGCACCAACCCAGGCAGAACUGGCAAUGAGUAA
Diaporthe amygdali is the source of this 1200-nucleotide messenger RNA. RefSeq lists its product as uncharacterized. The coding region runs from base 1 to 1200 and encodes 399 amino acids. The record is from RefSeq and is a predicted model, not a curated record. The transcript has 4 exons. Lineage: Eukaryota; Fungi; Ascomycota; Sordariomycetes; Diaporthales; Diaporthaceae.